AUGUCCCAGAGCCCUCGAAUUCUAGACUUCACGGCUAUUCGGCUAGCUCUGUACCUGAUUAAGCCGAAGAGCCUCGUGGAGGCUGUGCAGAGGCUCUGGCAAGCGAUUGUUGGGGCUUGGUUCCCCGUUCUGGAAGGCUACCACUGCGCUGUCAAAGCCCAAAUGUCUACGAACAACAAUAUGCCAGAUAUUAUCCUCCAGAUACUGGCACUACGCCAAGACCCAACGGAGGCAGACGGCUUUAUCGAACGCUGCAUUUUGCAGGUGAAAUGCCAGCGACCGUCCCUUGACACUUUGGGCGAUUGGAGAGAUACAACAAGUACCCAGUUCCUGGAUAGCCUCGAAGCAACUUCCUAUGCUGUAGAGAGACUCCAUGGAGCUGUUGCUAUUGGCAAGAAAGUUCAAUUUUACCGCUAUGAUGGACGUGAGACGCAUCACAGCACGAAACUUGCCCCGCUUCAUAACGGCCCUAUCGAUAUGGAUGACCUCAAUGGCCUAGUGCAGGAUAAUGCGCAUAUGGCUAUAGCUUUUUCAAGAGUGUAA
Molecule: messenger RNA, 543 nt
Organism: Aspergillus terreus NIH2624
Lineage: Eukaryota; Fungi; Ascomycota; Eurotiomycetes; Eurotiales; Aspergillaceae
Exons: 2
Coding region: 1-543 (180 amino acids)
Source: RefSeq, a predicted model, not a curated record